AGCGCAUCCCAUUCUCUACUCACACCACCAAAAUGCGAGUGCUCAAAGCAGGACUUUCUUUAGGUCAAACACAUCUCCGAAAACGUGGAAACUUAACUUUAAAACGGGUGUUAAUAAAUAGCUGCCGGACAUGCUCCUCUGGAAUUACUCCAAACGAGAGGAUACGCAACAUCGGUAUCUCAGCCCACAUCGACUCAGGAAAGACUACACUGACCGAACGUGUCCUUUACUAUACCGGUCGAAUUGCUGAGAUGCACGAGGUUAGGGGUAAGGAUGGUGUUGGAGCCGUUAUGGAUUCCAUGGAGCUCGAGAGACAGAGAGGCAUCACCAUUCAGUCAGCUGCAACUUACACAAUGUGGAAACAGCACAAUAUCAACAUCAUUGACACACCAGGUCACGUUGACUUCACCAUUGAGGUAGAGAGAGCCUUGCGUGUGUUGGAUGGAGCAGUGCUUGUUCUGUGUGCUGUUGGAGGAGUUCAGUGUCAGACAAUGACAGUGAACAGGCAGAUGAAGCGCUACAGCGUGCCCUUUCUCACCUUCAUCAACAAACUAGACCGAAUGGGAGCCAACCCCAACAGAGCCCUACAGCAGAUGAGGACUAAACUAAAUCAUAAUGCAGCCUUUGUCAACAUCCCCAUUGGGCUGGAGGGAGACCUGCGUGGCAUUGUCGACCUCAUAGAGGAGCGCAGUAUCUACUUUGAUGGCCCCUUUGGUCAGAGUAUUCGUUAUGACGAGAUUCCGGCCGACAUGCGUGUGGAGGCGGCUGAGAGAAGGCAGGAGCUGGUGGAGUGUGUGGCUAACUCUGAUGACACUCUGGGAGAGAUAUUCUUAGAGGAAAGAGUCCCGACUGUGGAUGACCUCAAGGCUGCUGUGCGCAGAGCCACCGUCCAGCGUUCCUUCACUCCAGUGUUGGUUGGUAGUGCUCUGAAGAAUAAGGGUGUCCAGCCUCUGUUGGAUGCAGUACUGGAUUACCUGCCCAACCCCACUGAGGUCAAGAACUACGCCAUUCUCAACAAGGAGGACUCCACGGACAACGCUAAGAUUCUGAUGGAUCCAACUAGAGACACCUCACAGCCUUAUGUGGGUCUGGCUUUCAAACUAGAGGCCGGGCGUUUUGGCCAGCUCACCUAUGUGCGCGUGUAUCAGGGGUGCCUGAAGAAGGGCGAAUACAUCUAUAAUACGCGCACUGGGAAAAAAGUACGAGUGCAAAGGCUAGUGCGUCUCCACGCCGACCAGAUGGAGGACGUGGAUGAGGUCUAUGCAGGAGACAUCUGUGCCCUGUUUGGGAUUGACUGUGCCAGCGGAGAUACCUUCACUGCCCGCAGUAACGCCAACCUUUCCAUGGAGUCCAUUCAUGUCCCUGAGCCUGUUAUCUCAAUGGCCAUGAAGCCCUCCAACAAGAACGACACGGACAAGUUCUCCAAAGGCAUCAACCGCUUCACCAGAGAGGACCCCACUUUCAGGGUGCACUUUGACACGGAGAGCAAAGAGACGAUCAUCUCUGGAAUGGGAGAGCUCCAUCUGGAGAUCUAUUCACAGAGGAUGGAGAGAGAGUAUAACUGCCCUUGUGUGAUGGGGAAACCUAAAGUAGCCUUCAGAGAGACUGUGACCAAUGCUGUUCCGUUUGAGUACACUCAUAAGAAGCAGUCUGGAGGGUCGGGUCAGUAUGGUAAAGUAAUAGGAGUGCUGGAACCACUGGACCAAGAGAGCUACACUAAAAUAGAGUUUGAGGACAGGACCGUCGGCACCAACGUGCCCAAACAGUUUGUUCCUGCUGUGGAGAAGGGAUUUAAGGAUGCAUGUGAGAAAGGCCCUCUAAGUGGACAUAAGAUAUCUGGCCUGCGAUUUGUGUUGGAGGAUGGUGCCCAUCACAUGGUGGAUUCCAAUGAGAUUUCUUUCAUCCGGGCAGGGGAGGGUGCUCUGAAGCAGGCCAUGGAAAAAGCCAACGUUGUCAUUCUGGAGCCAGUUAUGUCUGUGGAGGUUGUCGCACCCAACGAGUUCCAGGGCGCCGUCAUCGCCGGGAUCAACCGUCGCCAUGGCGUCAUAACCGGACAGGACGGGGCAGAGGACUACUUCACACUUUAUGCCGACGUUCCUCUGAAUGACAUGUUUGGGUAUUCCACAGAGUUACGCUCGUGCACAGAGGGCAAAGGAGAAUACACUAUGGAGUACAGCAGGUAUCAGCCUUGUAUGCCAGCUGUACAGGAGGAACUCAUCAACAAAUACUUAGAAGCAACUGGUCAACUUCCUGCCAAGAAGGGGAAAUGGAAGAACUGAGCGCCUGCACACACACACACACACACACACACACACACACACACUUCAUAAGAGAACAGAACAAAAUACAGAUAACAUGUUUUACGCAAGUGAUAAAGCAACAGGCAACAGUGUCUCAAGCCAACCAUUUUGUAAUUAUGGAAAGUCCAGGAUGACUCUGUUUUAAGAAAAGUGGUUAAAAGGUCAACAGCAUGCCUUGGUCAAGCAAGGUCCUUGAAACUCAUUUCCACUGUAAAUGAAAAAAUAUAUAAUUUGUACAGUUUUUAAAGCAAACAUAACCCCAGUACUUCAAACUUUGAGCUAUCUGAUGGAAUUUUUGUAUACAAAGCCUGGUUAUGGAUUCAAAAGGUCCAUUUGGGAAUGUAUAUUGAAUGGUUUUGUACUAUGUACAGUAUGU
Messenger RNA from Chanos chanos (milkfish), 2676 nucleotides. RefSeq names its product G elongation factor, mitochondrial 1 (gene gfm1). Gene Ontology annotation, cellular component: mitochondrion. NCBI's taxonomy places the organism in Eukaryota, Metazoa, Chordata, Actinopteri, Gonorynchiformes, Chanidae. The transcript has 18 exons. The record is from RefSeq and is a predicted model, not a curated record. Bases 33 to 2279 code for a protein of 748 amino acids. Gene Ontology annotation, biological process: mitochondrial translational elongation. Gene Ontology annotation, molecular function: GTP binding; translation elongation factor activity; GTPase activity.